AUAACGCUACAGCAUUGGCCACCCCUCUCUACUCUUGAGAGAGAUGACACCCUCCAGGGCAUGGCGAUCCUCCAUGUGCGCCGUGCUCGCAUUGGCGAGCUCUUUGCUGGCCCCCACCGCGGUUGGUUUUGUCUCCCCGAACGUGAACAUCGCAGCGAGCCACCGCCGUUGCACCGGAAGGCGAAGCCCCCCGCCGCACAUGAUGCUUCCGUCAGCGGAAGCAGCAGCAGCAGCAGCAGGGGUGGAACAGUUGUCGCAGGGUGUGUUGCGUGCUGGUGGGCUUGUCGGUGGCAGUGCGGUGCCGCCGCCGUGGGCGGUCAUGUUGGCGGACGACGUUGGCGGCGGCGGGCUGUUGGACAUGGAUCCGGCGAAGCUGGGGCUGUUUGCCCUGGGCGGGCUCGGCGUUGCCGCCGCCGGGUUCUCGACGGCAGUCUACUGGCGCAUGCAGUACGUGGUUGCGGCACUGUUGACCAACCGGGUGCCGGCGAUACAGGGAGGAGCGGAAGUGCUAGAGCUCAGCGCUAAGGACACCAAGACCCUGUACUACAUGCCCACGGGGGGCGUGCGGAGGCUAACGCUUUCCACGGUCAAGGAUCUCGAGAACGAGAUCGUCAACGGCGCGGCCAUCCAGGCGAAGAUCCCCACGGCCCUCGUCCGGAAGCAGGAGGGGACCAAGAUCAGCUGCACGUCUGGCACGAUGGACUGCGUAGUCUCCGUCUACGGCUUCUCCGGCGGCGUCGCUGCCGCGGCGGCGUCCAACAAAGGUGCGAACGCCGCCGCCGCCGGUACCCUCAAGGGCCUGGUGUCGGAGGUGGCUCGCGUGCUCAAGCCCGGCGGGACUGUGCUGUUCGUGGAGAAGGGGGAGUCGCAAGAGUUGGUGGACGCAUUGCGGGAAGCCCUGGGCACGGUCGAAGUGAACAUGGUGACCAACCUCGUGGACCCCUACUGCGUGGCCAUGGCCACCAAGACUAAGGUGACGGAAGAAGAGGUGGGGACAGUGUCCGGGGGAAAGUCGGCGGCAGGCGAAGGCGGGGGCCGCAAUCGGCGCGAGAGAAGACAGAUGAAGAAGGCCGCGGCGGCCAACAACGGCUCGUGAUUCAAGCGAGUAGCAAGCCCUUGGGGGUGUCAUGACCACGCGUAGAGUACUUUUUAAGCUGGACAAAGAGGUGGCUUGCCGUCGAGUGGUUGCUGCUGUAGUUUUUACUCGACUCCAGAAAUCCCGAGCUCUUCGGUAAUUUGUGUGGUGAUUUUGUCCCAAAGGCAGCCAGGAGAAGCAGCUAACGCGCGUGUGGGAAGCUCUGAAUCGGCGUUAGGGGAAUCGAUCGGGAUGCUCGCGAGCGAGAACGUACGGUAGGUCCUGACGGCAACGGGGGGCCGCGAAUGACAUUGACUUGGAACACGGGGUGCCUGUACGCCGCUGCUGUAUGCCUCCAACGGAAGAGCGCAAUGUGAACAUCUCCAAGUUAGAGUCGAGACUUUCGUCGGGUGUUCGAAUGUG
Ectocarpus siliculosus is the source of this 1498-nucleotide messenger RNA. Lineage: Eukaryota; Phaeophyceae; Ectocarpales; Ectocarpaceae. The record is from the annotation of a GenBank genome assembly.